AUGGCAUCCAUUGAGAACAUUGCUUGGUCUGAAUUACUGAAGCAUGACAGCGUUACAGCUCAACAUGGUAAUGACGGCAACCGAAUUGCCACGGCAACCGAGACCCUACAGGAAACAGCACAGCAAUUCGUCAAGGUGCUCAAUGAACGUGCCAAGUUGUUAGCCAACAGUGCCAGUUUGAUACAGCGAGAUGUGUACUGUCAACAGGGACGAUAUGCAUCAGCUAUUUCCAUAUACGACAAAGGCCUUCAAGCAGUACCCAAAUCGGAUCCUUACUAUCAACAGCUUCAGCAGCAUCGAAUGGCGGCAGUAACCAACAACGAUAAACGCGUUGAUUUCAUCAGCCAGUUGCCAUUGGAUAUUGUUGUCACCAAUAUUGUACCAAGAAUACAGUCAACGUUAUUCUCGCAUGAGUCGUACGCACCUCUUUAUGUAUCACGUACAUGGAGGGAACGUUUCUUGCAGCAACCCAAUGGUUUGGACUAUCAUUUUGGGAAAGAAGAGAACACAUUCAUGAGGGGCCAUGAUCAACUUGUUCGGUUUGCUCCCUAUGUUCAGAGCUUAUCAGGAACCGUGAUGGGUGAUGCUCGUUUAGAUGAACUCUUUUCUCGUGCACACUUUUCCAAUCUCAGACGAUUAGAGCUAUAUUGCAACGAUUCAAAUCCUCGUGAUCCAGUAAUAAACGGUCUGCAAAUGAUUGCUCAUUCGUUGACACACUUGGUAAUCUUUGAUGGGUGUUCUAUUCCACUGCAAGAUGUUUUCGAAUCAUGCCCCAGCCUUGUGUCUUUGUCAACAUUCGGUGAGGGCCAUGUUUUUCGUUCUUCUUCACCUUCAACACGUUAUCCUAAGAUGGCACAUCUGGCAAUCCACAAUGUAUUAGGCCCACGUUUUACCUACGAUACGAUGGUGGAUAUCCUGAAAUUGUUUCCAUCUUUAAUGUCACUCAAGAUCACACCAACCCCCGAUUCCAGCGUCUUGACGAUUCUACACGAGUAUUGCCCAUCUCUACAGAUUCUUAAUUUCAGUAACGAAGGGGCUAUCCCCGAGCGAAACGAUGUUCAUCCGAAUCGAAGUGGCAUCACAUACGCUCGACUUCAUGGCUAA
Molecule: messenger RNA, 1104 nt
Organism: Lichtheimia ornata
Lineage: Eukaryota; Fungi; Mucoromycota; Mucoromycetes; Mucorales; Lichtheimiaceae
Exons: 3
Coding region: 1-1104 (367 amino acids)
Source: RefSeq, a predicted model, not a curated record